UUAAACGAACAACAAUGCUGGAUAUACUGUUUCGCCACUCUGAUCGUAACAUAAUUUCAGCGAACCCUAUGUUGCAAGUGUGAAUUAUUAGUCGUUUUGAACCGGGAACUUGUAAAGCCAGCUUGAGCUGAGGAACUUUGCCAGCCGCCGCUGUUCGCACCUGACGUACUGAGACGGGAGUUUGGCCGAGCGUGGAAAUCUUAAUACAGACUUUUCUUGACUCAGGGAUCGCACGGUAAAAAAGGUUAACAAUCCAACAAUUCCAGUAGUUUUUUUCCUUAGGUGAUGGUUUUCUUCCGGGCGGUUUUGCGUAAAGGAAAAUAUCUUUCUCAGAUGCUACCCUGUUAUUUUUGACAAUGGAAAAGAAAUGAAGGAGGCAUCUAUCUGGAUCAAUUAAGAGCAUUACGACAGGAUGCGAGAGCGAGAUCUACAGAGCAUGUGCAGAGGGGUGCUGCUGCUCACUGUCUGUUUGCUGUCCGUGUGGGGACAGAUGACCCUCGCCUUAUCGUACCGCAGCCACAUAGUUCAGCAUGUGAAAGCGGGGACCUGUGAGGUGAUCGCGGCACACCGCUGCUGCAACAAAAACAAGAUCGAGGAACGAUCGCAGACUGUCAAGUGCUCCUGUUUACCUGGGCAGGUUGCCGGGACGACGAGAGCUGCCCCCUCAUGUGUGGAUGCGUCCAUAGUAGUCCAGAAGUGGUGGUGCCAGAUGCACCCUUGCAUGGACGGCGAGGACUGCAAAGUGUUGCCAGAUCUGAAAGGCUGGAGCUGCAGCAUGGGGAACAAGGUCAAGACCACCAAGGUCACGCAGUAACGUGGAAUCCAAAGGCUCGGAUUACCCGUCCUUUCUCGGGAGGAGAAAAUCAGAGGAUUUAAUGAUGUGAAGUCUGGCAGUAAGAAGGCAAUGGACCUAUGGCUGUACAGGAAUACCCAUGUACUUCAAAAAUGACGACCACCCACACAUUCAAAAUGGAGCCACAGGCAUUUCCAGUGCUUAGUCUUUUUCAGUAAGCCGCCAUAAACCUUCAUUUGUGUUGGUUUUCUGUUUUUUUUUGUUUUUUUUUCUUCUUCUUCUUCAACGUUGGACGAGGACAUACAUGUAAGAUAUCUAUCCAGCGCAUUAUGGAUUAUGCGCACUUUACACCACAGCAAAAAACUGAAGAGAAAAAAAAAAAACAAAGGGAAAAAAAAAGACUAUAGUAAGUAUAAAUUAAAAAAAGAGACUGUGACGGACGACACAAUGUUCACUGACUCGAAAGGUGUCUUGUGUGUCCUACCUGUUCUGAUCUAAAGCAUUUACAUCCAUUUUUUGACGUUCUUCUUUAUCGGAAGACUUUCGACUUGAAAACUAGGAAGCGUUUGACUGUAGGGACCACACGGCAGCAUAUAGCUGAUUUUUUUUCUCCCUUUCUGAAAAGCAACAUCUCGAAAACGAUGGGGAGAAAGCAGAGUCAGAAAAAGGACUGGCUGCUUCGUUGAGUUUGAAUUUACGGUCAUGCUAGUCCACCGAUCCAAACAAACAUGACAUUAUCUGUGCUGCAACCGUUUUAAUACAGUAUUUGUUUUUAAGACCCUGGUGACCGCUAUCAAGUUAAAGUGUCAGUAUUAUCUCCAAUAAAGCUAUC
Sardina pilchardus (European sardine) is the source of this 1625-nucleotide messenger RNA. It is a transcript of the gene tafa3a, whose product is annotated as TAFA chemokine like family member 3a. Gene Ontology annotation, molecular function: receptor ligand activity. The coding region runs from base 413 to 814 and encodes 133 amino acids. The transcript has 5 exons. NCBI's taxonomy places the organism in Eukaryota, Metazoa, Chordata, Actinopteri, Clupeiformes, Clupeidae. The record is from RefSeq and is a predicted model, not a curated record.